AGCUGAUUGGCUCCACGCGCCUGGGGCCAACUUUAAAUUUCAGCAAAGUGGGCACAGCCUCCACGGUCUGCUGCUGGGACCUGCUUCCGACAGCGACAGGGACUGUUAGGGACCGCAAGUCCCAGGAAGACGAACUCCAGUGGCACUUCACUUUCUGCUAGCAGGAACUGUCCAAGAUGCAAACAGCCCUCAUGUGCCUGUGUCUGCUCAGCUUGGCCUUCUCGACACCUGUGCCGCCGCCACUGCCUGGAAGAACUGCUGGGAACUGUGUGGGACAGCACCGGAUACUGCUGAAAGGCUGCAAUGCCAAGCAUGGCUUCUAUGUUUUCAAAUAUGUCUACUCAUUUUCCACACGGAGGAACCAGACGCAGAUAAAGAAGGAAGAGGCUGACGGCCAGGGCACCAUCCCCAGCCACCAGCUGGGUGAGGACGAUGCCAGGCAGGGGCCGACAGAACACAGGGUGACCCUGGAGCAAGGUGAUGGCGGCAGCACUGACGCAAUGGAGAACAGGACCAGCCUCAAGCCUGAAAACCGCAGUGCCCCAGGCACCGGCAGGGAUGUUCCCAGUCCUCGCCCGGGCACCAGCACGCGAGCACGCAGUGGUGUCGGCAUCGCAGGGGCCACCCCGGCCAGCUCGGAGGGCAGCGGCGACCUGGAUUUGGUGGUUGAAGUGGACAAUGGUGUUUCCGUUCUCCCCCAGGGCGAACGCCCCAGUGGGGCCGUGGCGGGGAACAGGUCUGGUGUCAGGAGUGAGGACAGGGAUGAUAGUGCCAUUGGGGGGGUUCCAGUGGAGGGGGCCAUGACAGCUGGGAGGGAGAGGGCCCCCACUACCAGAAGGGCUGGGGAUGAGGGCAGUGGUGAGGCCACUAUCCCUGGACAAGGGCAGGAGGGCAUCAUGCAGAGAACAGGGAUGGGAGGUGCUCUCGCCUCCGUCACUGAGAAGAUGGAGGAUGUCCAGGUUGAUGCCGAAGGUGUGGAUGAAUAUGCUUACAUCCCUGACUCGGGCAGUGUCACUGUCACCCGUGGUAAGGUAGGCAGUGCAGUGGGGGCCACCAGCUUCACCCAGAUCUCUCCGGACAAGGAUGAUGAGGUCAAUAUCUUCAUUGGGAGGGCCAACAUCCACGUGGGCGAGCAAGAAACCACCCAGGCCGGUGCCACUGUUGGCAGUGACGAUGACGGCAUUCCCACUGCGGGAACCAGCAGCCCCCUGCCCAGGCUGGGCGUCACUGUGGCACACACUGGUGAUGAUGAUGGCACCCCUGCUCGCAGGCAGCCUGAAGGACCAGCCACCACAGCCACCUCAGGCCAUGGGGGCAGUGUCACCAGCAGCCCCAGGGGUGGCCGUCCCAUGGGAGAUGAUGAGGAUGGUGCCACUACCAUUGCUGAUGGAGAAGAACCGGUGGCUCCUGGCCCCUGGAGGGUCACUGGUAGUGUCAUUACCAUCCCCACGGGGGCUGGCAUCCAUAGGAAUGGCGAUGAUGAGGUGAGAGGUGAGGGGCAGAGGUUUGAGGGGAGGCCAGGGCGCCUGUCUGUCACCACCCCCCGCCAGGGGGGUGAGGAGAUGGCUGCCACUGUCUCAGCCAAGGGGGCCAGCAUCCGCCUGGGCACCACCAUUGCCUCCCCUGGGGUGAGUGAGGGGGACUGCACCACUGCCCUGGGGACAGCUGGUGGCCGCAAAGCAGGCAAGAGCACUGUGGCCGGGAGAGGGGGGAGUGGGGAAGCAGGGCCAGCCACCCUCCAGCCCCACAGGGAAGCACGGCCCAGGGUGGGGGUGAGGGUCCAGCCAGGGGGAGCAGGGCUGGACAAGAUGCCCAGGACAGAUGAAGUGUCAUCCCCACAUGGGAAAGCUGGCGGCCGGACACCAAGCAGGGCCCAGACAAGGGCUGGCACCCACGGCGGCAACGCGGGGGGCAGGCUGCAGGGCACCAAGGCAGGGAGCAGCCCCCCUCUGCAGGCAGGGCAAGCCAGGGGCAGCGUGGCAGUGGGUGAAGGCCGGCAGCGGGGGCAAGGCGGCGAGGCGGGGGUGGCGGUGUCCAAGGGUGGCCACCAUGGCAGGAGGCUGGGAGCUGGGGGGCCGGGUGCAUUCGCGGCGCUGAGCCACAGCAGGCAGGUGGACCAGGUGAAGCGUGCAGACGUGCUCCACGUCCGCGAGCGGGCCUUCUACGCCCUCGACGGGGCGGGGGCCGGCCCCUACACCGGCCUCAGGAGCGCCGACAGCAGCCAGUCCUCCGAGGGGGAGCAGGGCAGCCACAGCGACAGCCGACAGACAGGACUGCAGCCCUCGGGGUGGGGAGCCCCGGGGCACCCCCACAGUCGGUGGAGCCGGGGGGGCCCUCUGAGGGCCUGCCAGUAUCCAACCCGGCGGGCUCCAGCGGUGAAGCUGGGGGUGCCCACAUGUCAUUGUCCCCCCCCCAGCAUCCCCGCUGCGGGCGCUGCUCUUGCCUGGGCGAGGGGCACGCCACACGUUGCUGAGGGUCGCGCGGUGCUUUGCAGCCCAGGAGCCAAAAGCCACUGGUUCAUGCAAUCCUGCUGUUAAUUUGAGGGGGACUGCGUCCAGGGCUGCACCAGCGAUGCAGGGGUUUGCUGUGCUAGGCAGCCGCGUAACAGCAAUCGUACUACAUGGCAUAGGGUAGUGUUGUUCAUGCACUGAUGUGAAGCGAGUAAAUAAACAGUGAGGAAAAGCCUCUGUCCUCACAGUUUCGCUUCCAGCCUAAUGGAGAAAUAAAGGCAUUUCUGUA
Messenger RNA from Falco peregrinus (peregrine falcon), 2739 nucleotides. RefSeq names its product matrix extracellular phosphoglycoprotein (gene MEPE). NCBI's taxonomy places the organism in Eukaryota, Metazoa, Chordata, Aves, Falconiformes, Falconidae. Gene Ontology annotation, biological process: biomineral tissue development. Gene Ontology annotation, cellular component: extracellular matrix. The record is from RefSeq and is a predicted model, not a curated record. Gene Ontology annotation, molecular function: extracellular matrix protein binding.